Messenger RNA from Manihot esculenta (cassava), 2660 nucleotides. RefSeq names its product putative cyclin-B3-1. Gene Ontology annotation, cellular component: cytoplasm; centrosome; nucleus. Gene Ontology annotation, biological process: mitotic cell cycle phase transition; regulation of cyclin-dependent protein serine/threonine kinase activity. The coding region runs from base 213 to 2444 and encodes 743 amino acids. Gene Ontology annotation, molecular function: cyclin-dependent protein serine/threonine kinase regulator activity. Lineage: Eukaryota; Viridiplantae; Streptophyta; Magnoliopsida; Malpighiales; Euphorbiaceae. The record is from RefSeq and is a predicted model, not a curated record. The transcript has 27 exons.
UUUGAAACAAAAGCAGAAGAGGCGGGCAGAGCAACACAAACACAUGGGGAUUUGGGUGUAAAAAGGAGACACUUUCUCUUUCUAAAGAUCGCUCAAGUGAAAAACUCAAAUUUCUCGGAAAAUCGCAUCUGUUAAGCAAUUCAAGUAAGCGAAAUGUUUCUGAUAAUGCAAUCAGCUGCAAAGUGAAAAAAGACACUCCAGGAAGGAACAAAAUGGUGGCUGCCAAGGGAAAAGUUCAAAUGGGCAUUAAUCGUGUCACGGAAGAUUCUCGCUGUCACCGGACUGAUAAAGGUGUUAGGAAUUUUAAAGUUUAUACAGAUAAUGAAAAUGCGAAGGUUGAUGUCAGUGGCAUUAGAUCUGUUAGAGAGAGCCUUGUGCCUGCCAGAACAUCUGUAUCGGUUAACAAAGGUGCUCUUCCAAAUACAUCAAGUGAUUUAAAGGAGGGUUCAAAAUUUGCAGAGAAGAUCAAAGGAAAGUCGGUUAGUUCUGUAAAUCAAGAUUUCAACUUUAGAAGAAAAGCACUGGCUGAUGUGAGUAAUGCCCAGAGCAGUUUCUCAAGGAAUGUUACAUGUGAUGGCUCCAAAACAAUGAUUAUAGGAUGUUCAAGAUCUAAGACUGUGAAUGUCUCAACAAAAUGUUCAGUGGGAAGAAUGAAUGUAAGUCAAAGAUUUGGAAACUUGCAGUCUGCAAGCAAAGGAGUGAAAGAUUUAAGCGCCUAUUCAGAUGAUUGGAGGACACACACCAAGAACUCUGACCGUGAAUCUAUUGUUACUGUUAACAACAGCAGGAGGAGUACAAACACAAAGAACUCUGGCCUUGAAUAUUGUUCUCUUGUUAAGAGGAGUACAAACACGAAGAACUCUGGCCGUGAAUCUAUUGUUACUGUUAAUAACAGCAGGAAGAGUACAAAAACCAAGAACAUUGGCCAUGAAUCUAUUGUUACUGUUAAUAAAAACAGGCGGAGUACAAACACCAACAACAUUGGCCGAGAAUCUAUUGUUGCUGUUAAUAACAAUAAGAGGAGUACAAGGGGCUCACUUAUUUCAGUGAGGAAGUCUCUACCAGUGUUAACGACAGUGAACCAGACAGAUACAAAUAAUAUAAAGAACAAUGAUGAAGGCUCAGGGAGGAAAACUAAGAGAAAUAGUGGAUUUUCAUGUAAGGUGAAAACAAGUAAGAAUCUAGUGCCAAAAGUGAGCAUUUAUAGGACCCAUCUACAGAAGAAUAAAGUGAACGAUGGCACAAUGGAUCAAACUAAUGUGAAGGCUCAUGGUGGGUCUAGAAAACUUGUCAAGCCCACAGUAAAGACUUCUAUCAGUGCGUCCAAUCCUCAGAGGACUUUAAGAACCAAGCGUACAUCAGCUAUGGACAAAUCUAUAUCCACCGUUGCAACCUCAACUGAUAGAAAAGAUGAAUCUGUAACAUCUUCUCUUCUGGACAACAUUCCUGUUGUGGUUUCCCAUGAAGCUAUUCAAGAACCUUCUUUUGACAGUAACAGCAAGUCAACUGCAAACAAACUGGAUGCCAUUGUCCAAAGAAAAUCUGAUCGUCGUAGAUCUUAUACAUCUUCAUUAAUGGCAAGAUCAAAGUUAUUGGUGGAACAUGGUGAAGUUAUCAAGCAGGAAAAAGUGCCAUGUAUCGAUGAUAAUUGUAAUCAACUUGAAGUUGCUGAAUAUGUCGAUGACAUCUAUCAGUUUUAUUGGGUUUCAGAGGCACAAAAUUUAUCUUUGGCAAGUUACAUGUCAAUUUUGACAGAAAUUACACCUCAAAUGCGGGGCAUAUUGAUCAACUGGCUAAUUGAAGUACAUUUCAAAUUUGAGUUAAUGCAAGAAACACUUUAUCUUAUGGUCACAUUAUUAGAUCAAUAUCUCUCACAAGUCCAAAUUAAAAAGAAUCAAAUGCAAUUGGUAGGUCUUACAGCAUUGUUGUUGGCAUCAAAAUAUGAGGACUUCUGGCAUCCUAGGAUCCAAGACUUGCUUAGCAUCUCAGCUCAGUCAUACACGAGAGAUGAAAUGCUUGUCAUGGAGAAGCUUAUUCUUAAAAAAUUGAAGUUUCGUCUAAAUGCACCUACCCCGUAUGUCUUCAUGUUGAGGUUUCUGAAGGCUGCUCAAACUGACCUAGAGUCCCAACUUGGACAUCUAUCAUUCUACCUCAUUGAGUUGAGCUUAGUUGAAUAUGAAGCUUUGAAGUUCAAGCCUUCUAUGCUAUGUGCAUCGGCCAUCUAUGUUGCUCGGUCUACCUUGCAAGUAGAUCCAGCUUGGACUCCUCUUCUUGCUAAACACACACGCUAUGAAGUCUCCCAAAUCAGGGACUGUGCACAAAUGAUGUUAGAGUUUCAAAAAGCCGCAAGGAAAUCACAUUUGAAAGUAACAUAUGAGAAGUACACGAGUCCUGAUCUCAGGAGUGUUGCUACACUAAAGCCCUUAGAUAAGCUUCCGCUAUGAUUUUGGCUUGUGGAGUAUGUUCACUUACCUUUUUUUUUUUUCAAAAAUUUCUUUGAUAACUUUUCAGUUCUCUUGGUUUUGAUGGUACUAAUGUAUGACUGUGAUUUUACUAUGAUGGAUACAAGGCAAGAAAUCAAAUCUUUUAGAUUUCUGCUGUUCAUGUAUUGUAAUUGUUACCUGGAAACUAAUGAAUGAGUGGUGUAAAUCUUGUUUGUC